AUGGGGCCACACAAGGACACCGCAACCCCCUUCACGCUUGUCUGUGGACAUCUGUCCAAUCGCAUCCGCCUGUCCCCAGAGCCACGUCAGUCACCUCCCGAUGACCUCAAGACGCGGUUGCAGUACCUGGACCUCAGCAAUGGUGGCGAUCACAACGGACACCCCACAGACAUGCAGACAGAUUCAGAAAUAGACAGCAACAACAACAGCAGCUCGAAGGAGUCAGAACCCACAGUUAAAACCAAGCGCGGAAAGCAGGAUAUCCUGAGGUCCUUGCAACGUCAGACGCUUGCCAAUCAGGGCGCCGUCCUUGCCACCGAUCUAUCGAUCAUUGGGUUCAUGAGCGAGACGGAAGUACAGUCUCCUCCGGUCAUUUCUCGUCACUGGAUAACUCUGGAGUGCCCACAGGAGCAGGAUGCUGUCGCAAUUGAUAGGCCCAUCAAAGUGGCUCCUACACUUUCUCCACUGCCACCACCACCUCAGGUGCUUUCACUUCAAGUGCCACCUCCCCAACAGCCACUAGCGGCGCCAUCUGGACCUGUUGAUCCCAGGACGUUCAAGCCAGAAGACCCUCUUGCUGCAACUUUAUUCCCUGAGACAUCUCACCAUCCCCAACCACCACCGCCUUUUCUCCCCCCAACGGCUAACGCCUUUCCACCGCGGCCACCAUUUCACCCAUCACCACAUCAGCACUUUCCACCCAACUUUGGCGGUCACCCUCCAGGAGUGCCUCACAUGCCCGGCUUGCCCGGCUUGCCGAACAUGCCGCCCACUAGUCACACUAACGCUGUUAUUCAGGGGUCGCCUGCUGUACCGCAACAGCAACAACAUUCUGGAAUGUUUCCUGACGUCAAACCUGAUCUCGGACCCCGGUCACAGGAGAACGGACCUCAAUUUUUCACAAUACUGUACCAGGCGCUUGAGAAAGAAUCGAUGGUCGCAAUCGUUGCACUGCAAUACCCGGACAAGCAGUGCGUCAAGUCGCGGAGAUUGAGGCGUGAGAAGGAGAAGGGACAGUCGUUCAAGAGAGGGUCAGUGGCAGGAGCUAUAGCAGCGGCGGGUGUAAUCGGCUCACCGGUGCCGUUAUUGUUGUCGUCCGAUCCAGCAUCGAGUCCGUCAUUGGGAAUCACUAGCAGCAGUAUCACUGGAAUUUCGGCCAAGGAUGACACAAACUUGGCGCGAGCCACCGCGCCGCAACCCGCGGUGUCAGAGACGGAUCGCGAAUGGUUUGGUCUCCUCGUCGUUGGAAAGCACUAUGUGGCAAACCGCUUUAACACUGCGCCUCUCUAUGCGAAUGCCACAGCAGAUCUGGAGCAAAAUGAUGCCGAUCGAUUUGUGCUUCUGAUUCUGCCACGCAACAGCAACAGACCGCAUGCUCCGUGGCUUCCUGACUUUAACCGGGACGUCCCCUACUUCCUGACCAAGUACAACGAAGUACUUUCAUCCCCGCGCACUGCCACUAAGAAGCAGGCGGUAUUGGAGCCCGGCCUACCCGAGUCCGUAGUGGCGAGUGGUAUGGAGAACUUUGGACACAUUCGCAAGCGACUGAAGAACAUGAAACACCAUUUGUCAAUCCUUUUCGAGGUUCCAAAUGAGGACAAUACUUAUAACGCCGCCAUGGCUGUCUCGGAGGCGUUUGGCUACACGUCGGGAUUGGAUGCAAUGGUCAAGAUUCUGACCAAUUCACUCAGGGAGCUGGAGAAGGUACCCACUGUCAGCGACGACAUUUUGCGUAGCGUUCGGUCAUUACUCAGCGUUCCGGAUGUUGAUAGAGACGAUGAAACUCACUCACCAGUCAAAGUGGAGAACGUCACACCAGCGGGCAAAAAAAAGAGGCCACGGCGUAAGCGAACAGCUGUACCCGCUGUCGCUCCAACACCCAGCCCAGCGCCACCUGAUGACGAUGAUGAGGAAGGACCGGACGAAGAUCUGGGCGGAGGCAGUGUGAGAGUUCGUGAUGCGGUCAAGGAGGAAGGAGCAAUACCGUCAAAAGCAAGCCCAAGCAGCCAUAAGGAUGAAUCGGCGUCAGGAGCGCAGGUUCUCAAGCAGACCCUGAUCAAACCCAGUCCACGACCCAGUCCUCGACAGAGCCCACAGCCACAGCCACGCCCGCGCCAAGGGUCCGCGAUGGAUUUAACGGAGCAGGAUACGAUUAUGGAGCAAUCAAGGCCAGUUCGAGCAUCUCGCCCCACGCCUGCAGUGAAGCCAGAGGCGUUGGAGCUGUCCAUUCAUAAGGAUAUUGUGAUCCCAGAGGGUCAGUCAGAUUCACAGCUACUGAGCCCUGGAGCACCUCACAAGCGAAGACGGGAGCUUUAUGACGAGGGCUGUGAAUAUGGCUCUUCGAAUGAGAGUGAGGGCACUCGCGCGCCAUUCCAGGCGCCUGUCGCCGCUAUAGCACCAACUCAUCCAGAGGAACUAGCUCAAAUACCGGCCAAGAAGCCUAUCAAGAAGACUAAACGCGUGAAGGCCGAGCCCUUUGAUGAUGGAGGAAGCUCCAAAUCGCCUCUUGUGCUGUCGGAUGAUGGAGAACCAAAUACUGGAAGACUUCGACCAGAGACUCCUACGAAUGUUACGCGCUCUGUUUCACCUGCUCAACCACCACAGGAACCAGUCGCUCAGCCAGCGGCUCUCAAAACCCGAGGGCGUACAAAGCAGGCCAAGGCUGUAGAGCAGCAACAGCAGGAACAAAAGGAGCAGCUACAGCCGGAUUUGACCCCACGGGCAUUGCCACCGCCAACGUUUGUCAGCCAGCAUCAGAGGACACCGUCAGGAACCCCACAGUGGUUGGCUGUCAAUUCGACGCCCAGUCUUAUUACGAAUAUCAAGGGUCCAGGUCGUCCCAAGAAGCUUGCCGCUACUGUUGCACCAGCCCCUGCUACAAGCGCACCGCAGCCAGCGCCUGUACCGCAAGUGCAGCCUCAGCAGCCUCCCCAGCAACCACCACAGCAAGCCAAGCAACCACAGCAGCAGGUUCAACAGCAUCUAGAACCGAUUGCACAGCAUCCACAGCCAAUGCCCGCACAGCAGGCACCGUCUGUUAUCAAAGAGGAGCAACGCCACCCCGGUUAUGCCGCGGAUGCACGCGCUCGAUCUCAAGGAGCAGCGCCUGGGUACUAUGCAGGACAAGCUCCUAUGGACCACGAGAUUCAGCACCGUCGAUCUGCCGAAGAAGUCGUGGAGGUGCCUAAUCCCCGACACGCCGGACACGAUUCAUCCUCGAUGCGUAUGCAGCAUCCGUCUAUUGCUCAUGAGCAGCCAGGAUACCCACCAAGGACACAUACGCCACCAACCCACGAACGGAAUGUCUCUGCUACGUUCCCAUCUGGGCAAGCACAGCAUCCUCGAUAUGAUCCAAGACAGGAACCUUUGCAGCAGCAGCAGCAACCCGUUCAUCAGAGACAUGGAUCCACGAGUGGAAUGCCUCCUGGUGUAGCUGAUCAGGGUAUGGAAGCACAAUACCGUCGCGUUGAAGAUCCACGACAACGCCAACAUGCAGAGUACCAAGAGCAUCAGCAACGCUACGUCCAAAAGCAACCUCUCGAGCAUCCAGAUUCUAUGCGCCAGGCACCUCAGGAGCCGUCAUUGAGACAGCGCCAGCAAGAGUGGGGCUAUUCAGUUGAACCCGCAGCACAAUACCCACCGUCAUCAUCGACCAACCCUUCGAGAGCACCAGCACAUUAUGGAGGACAGGGCAUCCCACAGGAGCAUCCUGGUCAUGGCCACCCAACCCACUACUCGACUAGCGGUCCUCCCCCGCAGUCGUCCCAUAUGCAGCAUCAGCAUCAACAAUCGCAGUCGCAGUAUUAUCAAGGACAUGAGCGCGAGCAUGUGCAGCAUCCCGAGCCAGUAGCGCCAGCACCAUCCGCCAAGAAGACCAAGAAGGUUAAAGCGGUACCAAAGCAUCAGGAGGAAGACGAGCGGGCGCAGCAGUAUCAGGCAAGUUACGAGCAUCAACAACAGCAGCUCUACCAACAGCAACAAAUGCAGCAGCAGCAGGCGCCGCAGCAGGUCCAGCAUCGUCAGGAACAGUCUCGUCUUUAUGCUCAGCAGGUACCUCAGCACAUAGCACCCCAGCAACAGGGCAUUCAAGUACAGUACUCAUCACCUGGCCCAACCCCGUCUUUGCCUGGACGUCGCUCAGGUCAGCACUCCCGAAACAGCUCUGGCAGUGGUCACCCAGGAAUGAUGACGAUGAACCCCGUGUCAACUCCACUCCCGCCGGCGAUGGAUCAAGCCGCAGCUGUCCGCGAACAUUCCAUAAGACGCAACAGCCCCGGCCCCGCAGGAUACGAAUACCACCACCCAGUCCAGACUCACAGUCGAAGCAGAGGGUCGUCGCCGUCAUUGGCGGGCUACAACCAGUCAUCCCAUGGACCUUUACCUAUUCAAGGACCGGUUGUUGCAGGAGGAGGCUCUUCACGACAGGGAACUCACUCUCGGAACCCGUCUGGAUAUGAGAUGGCACCAGCUCGUGGACAAGUCCAGGAUCCCUAUAUGACCGCUCCUCCUGGUCGUUCGUCUGGCAGCUCAAGUCAUUACGCUGUUCCUCCUCCUCCUCCACAGUCUGCGCCUCAGCACCAUGGUCAGCAGUCUCAUGCGGAACACCCUUCGUCCAUGAAGCAGCAGCAGCAGGCGUAUGGUCGGCAUUCACAGCAAGAUCUAAGGGCUACCUACGGUCAUGCUUCCUCUCGCUCUCAGGAUCUGUCAAGUUUGGCUGCUCAGCAGGAACAACAUUCACGGUCUCAUGAGGUUCCGGAUGUCUACCAACAGCAUGGACAGCAUCCAUCGCACCAACAGCAACAUGUGCAACAGCAGCAGUACCAGCAGGCGGCACAUCGGUCAUCGGAGAGUCAGAGGACUGCGUCUUCAUCUAGGACAAGUGAGCGGCAGCAGCAGUGGCACCAGGACGAGCAGCAGCACUACGCGCAGCCUCAUCCUUCUCAACAGCAGCAGCAGCAGCAGCAGCAAGGGUACCCGUCGCACGGAGGUCAUCAAUAUCACCCAUCACAAUCGGCGGCGCCACAAGGGCAUCUUGGGUACCCAAGUAGCGGGGGACAACAGGGAAUGUACCAGCAGCAACUGCCUUCGGAUGCAAGGUAUCCUCCACAGGGAGGUCCUCCUCCUUCGGGUCACCACCCUGAUCCCAACCAAGGGCCCCCUGCACCUGGUUCUGGAAGCAGUGGAGGCAGUGGUGGAGGUGGAAGCAGAAUCUCGCUGAGUUCGCUUCUGAACUAG
This is a messenger RNA of Linnemannia hyalina, 5235 nucleotides long. Lineage: Eukaryota; Fungi; Mortierellomycota; Mortierellomycetes; Mortierellales; Mortierellaceae. The record is from the annotation of a GenBank genome assembly.